Messenger RNA from Penaeus vannamei (Pacific white shrimp), 1332 nucleotides. RefSeq lists its product as uncharacterized. Gene Ontology annotation, molecular function: chitin binding. NCBI's taxonomy places the organism in Eukaryota, Metazoa, Arthropoda, Malacostraca, Decapoda, Penaeidae. The record is from RefSeq and is a predicted model, not a curated record. Gene Ontology annotation, cellular component: extracellular region.
AAUUUGAAUACUGUGUAUCUUAUUUUGCUUUCUUUUCAACGCUCAUUAAAUCCUAAGGGAAUGCCCGCGUUCGUGCAAUCAGCGCCCUUAAGAGACUUCCCAUUCCGCAGACGACAUCCAAUAAAAUCAUUAAGUCGGUCAAUAUAGGACCAGAUGGAGUCAACAAGGAGUCGUUGUUACUUGACAAGUUGUUCGUAAGAUUGACAGGUGUUGCAAGAGCAUAUAUUUAAGAAGAAAAAAAAUGAACGAGGAACUGUCAGUAUAAAUGGAACAUCAAAACCCGCUAAUCUGCACAGGGUUCCAACACUUCUUCCUGAAACGCCAAGACGCAACAGCUGUGUCUCCUGACAAUGUCUCGCCUGGUGCUCCUCGUGAUGGCGCUGACGGCGGUGCCUCGAGCGACGCCCUUUACGUGCCCCAGCAGCGGCAUCUUCUGCUCCAGUUGCACCUCCAUCUCCAUGUGCAGCGGACCUGGAACCGAGGGCUUAGAAGUCAGCUGUAAAGAUAAUCAGCUAUGCGGAGUCUCGGGCAACUUCUCCUCCUGCUACGAGAAGAGCGCUCCCGAAGCCGGUUCCUGCGCGUGUCAAGUCAGCGAGGGCUUCCUGGCCGACCCCUACGACCCGCGGAAGUUCGUGAUGUGCUUACCCGACGGGAGCCAAGUCUCCUCCUCGUGCUCGGGCGAAGGCGAGGUGUUUGACGCCGUCGGGAAUUCGUGCGGCUUGCCAACGACCACCACGACCCGCGAGCCCAUCGUGUGUGACGACAUCGGAUACUUCAAGCUGACGUGCACCUCCUUCUACGCGUGCCCGGCGACUGGCGAGCCGGCGCGAGUGUUCGAAUGCGGCGCUGGCGAGCUCUACGACGAAGGCGCUGCGAAGUGCGUGCCGGCGGAGGACCUUCGGCCUCGUCCUUUCGUAUGCGGCUGUGACGACGGGGCAUUUCCGGACACGAUCGACUGCAGCCAUUUCCACAUCUGCGCCUCAGGGAGCGCGGUGGGAGAGCCGUUGUCAUGUCCCGAGGGCCACGUGUUCAACAGCGAGCGUGGCUUCUGCGUCGAGGGAGAGUGCUCGGCGAACGAGUGUCUGGAGGCUGCUCGGAUCUGGCGCCCUUCUGAGGAACCCCAGUGAUGCGUGUCGAAAGUCUCUUCGUUUUGGCUGUGUUGCCACGGAGGAAGACGCAAGAGAGGAAAGGGGAAGCGCCAACGGGGGCAGAAAAUUCAUUGGGUUUUGUCUAACAUCAAGGAGUGAGAGAUAGGAAAGAAUUGGGAUAUUUCAUCACUGCCUAAAUGAAGUAAAAUUGGAAUACUGACCGAAUAAACUAAAGUUACCAGCA